Molecule: messenger RNA, 1181 nt
Organism: Chinchilla lanigera (long-tailed chinchilla)
Lineage: Eukaryota; Metazoa; Chordata; Mammalia; Rodentia; Chinchillidae
Gene: Stpg3
Product: chromosome unknown open reading frame, human C9orf173
Exons: 6
Coding region: 90-938 (282 amino acids)
Source: RefSeq, a predicted model, not a curated record
UAGGGAGCUCUUGGCAACCAAGAGGGUGACCUGCCAGUGAGGUCAUAGAGCCCCAAAGUGGCCUCGGGGAAGACAGCCCAACCCUGGGUAUGAACUUUGACCAGAAGGCUGUGAAAUUCCUGGCCAACUUUUAUAUCAAUGGGGGCAAACACUGGACGCAUGGCCCCCUGAGACAGAAAAGGCCCGAGGAGGCCCUGUUGUCCUGGGGCGCGGGUGAGAUGCGGCCCACCAGCAGGAAGGGGACCCCCGUCGGUGGGAGGUCAGGUGUGGGCUCCCCCCAGGAAUGCCCGCCCACCUGUACCCGGACCCAGCGAGGGCUGCUGCUGGACCAGCGACCCCCGCUCCUGGCCGACCCCGCCGUGCCUGGCCCUGCCGAGUACUCUCCCAGCACCUUCGUUCGGGAGAGCUCCCCGCACCCCCACUACAGCAUCGGCCGCAGGCACCCAGGCCCAGAUGGCGGCGGCCGCAGGGCGUGGCACAGCGCGUGGCUGCAGAGCGAGAGCCCCUUCACGCUGAAGGUGGACUUCAAGAGCGAGCGCCAGUGGCCGUCGCCCGCAGACCACGUGCCGUCCAGCCUUCCCACCGGCCCUGCUUUUAGCUUCGCUGGCCGCAAGCGCCCAGGUCGGCCCCGUGUCCGGAGCCCCCGCGCGCGCUCCCUGCUGCAGGGUCCCCCGCGGACCCCCGGCGAGCAGCCCCCAGGCCCCUUCGCCUACGACGUCCGCGCCGGGUUCCGCCUGCAGCGCCAGCGCCCGCCCGCCUUCUCCAUGAGCCGCUCACCCGCCUUCGCUGCCUGGCUGCGGGCCUCCUGCACACCCGGUCCGGCCGCCUACCACGUGGAGGACUCCUACGAAGCGCGCUUCCCCUCCGCGCCCAGGGUGGUCAUUCAGGGCGCGCGCAGGCCCAAGCGCCACGACACGGGCCCCUUCUGCGCGCUCUAGGGCCCGCCCUGCUGAUCGCCGAGUGGAUCCCUGGUUUCCCUGGGGCUCUCCCAGGCCGCCCUCUGGACCCUCACCCAUCCACCCCCUGGGAAUGCUGCUGUGGACAGGCAAGGAGAGCCCAGCCCAGGGUCCUCACCUGCCCACCCCUUGCUCUACCGAGAUGCAGUCGGUUCUUGAACUCCGUGUGUGCCUGGCUGCUGUCCCCUGCCCAGUGGGCUGUGCUGAAGAUGUGGCUGCUGCUUC